Molecule: messenger RNA, 900 nt
Organism: Ramularia collo-cygni
Lineage: Eukaryota; Fungi; Ascomycota; Dothideomycetes; Mycosphaerellales; Mycosphaerellaceae
Product: related to Protein bcp1
Exons: 1
Coding region: 1-900 (299 amino acids)
Cellular component (GO): nucleus
Source: RefSeq, a predicted model, not a curated record
AUGGGAAAGCGCAAGGCCACCGACGAUAAGGUCCCCACCAAAGACAAGAUGGACAUCGACGGGGAGGAUAGCGGCAGCUCAGACGACGAAGACAUGCUCAAUGUGGAUUUUGAGUGGUUUUCACCCAACCAAGAUGUCGACUUUCUAGGCCUCAAGACUUUACUUCGUCAGCUCUUUGAUGUCGACAACCAGCUAUUCGACCUCYCCGCCCUGACGGACCUCAUACUGGCUCAAAAUCACAUUGGCUCGACGGUCAAAUGUGACGGCGAAGAAAGCGAUCCUUACGCUUUUCUUACAGUUUUAAAUCUUCAUCAGCACAAGAACAAGCCUGUCGUCAAGGACCUAAUAGCCUACCUAAUCGCCAGAAGCAAGAUCUCCUCGGAACCCAGCAUUGCUGAUCAGCUCGAGAGACUUUUCUCCCCGGAUGCAUCUGCUCAAGUUGGAUUGAUCCUUACAGAGCGCUUCAUCAACAUGCCGCAUCAGAUCAUCCCGCCUCUUUACACAAUGCUUCAGUCCGAGAUACAAUCCGCACUGAAAGACAACGAGCCAGUAAAGUUCUCUCACUACCUCCUGAUCUCCAAGACGUACACGGAAGUUGCGUCAAAGUUAGAUGCCGAGGAUGCUCAGCCUGCGAAGAAGAAGAAGGCAUCAUCUGCGGCGGCGGCAGAGACAUUUUACUUCCAUCCCGAGGACGAGGUCCUGCACAGACAUGCGGUCGCGUAUGCGAAUUUCGACUACGAAAAACAGGGCGAUGAUGGUGCCAGUGAUGCGAAACGCGCGUUCCAAGAAAUGGGCAUCAGGCCGCAAGGACAUCUGGUCUUGGUGGACGGCGGCAAGUUUGAUGGUGCUGUGAAGGCGGUGGUUGAGUACUUGGGCGGGAGUGAUGGACAAAGCGCUUAG